AUGAAGUUGGCUUUAGCUCUAGCGUUCAACUUGAUCCCGGCCCUCGCCGCCGGUCACUUCAAGCUAGAUUUCGAGGUGCUCCACGGAAACAGCAAGCUGGACUUGGGUAAGGACAGAAAACCCACCUUUGUCAAGAGAGCAGACGCCGAGGAGAUGGAGCUCCACAACGAGCAGUCUUUCUACAGAGCCGACUUGAAGAUCGGCACUCUGGGUGACAAGGUCGGCGUUUUGGUCGACACGGGUUCCUCCGACCUCUGGGUGAUGCCGCCAGACGUGGUUUGUGGUGUCACUCCAUCGAUGAAGAAGCGAGGCUUGACCUCUGGCGUGCAACACGACGCAGAGUUGAAAAAGAGAAAGAACUUUGCUAAUCUCGAUGCCUUGGAGGAGGCCAUCAGAGCCCACGACGAAUUGGACGAAUUGGACAACCAGAACAAGCAGGUGGUUGAACCUUCCAAGCUGAUCAACUUGCCCACCGAGGCUGUUCAACAGAAGGAGUGUAACGGUAUGUUCUGCUUUUCUACCGUCUGGGUCACCUCGGCUCCUACUGGUCUGAGCGGUGGUGGUGGCGGCAGCGGUGGCGGUAGCGGCGGCGGCGGCGGCGGCGGCGGCGGCGGUGGCGAUUUCUCUGCUGCUGGUCCAGCUUCCAGAACCACCAACACGUGUACCGAAUAUGGCUCGUACGAAACCGACAACUCCGACACCUGGUCUCGUAACGACACGGCUCCCGAGUUCUACAUCCAGUACGCUGAUGGCACGUCCGCUACUGGUGUGUGGGGCCAGGACAGCAUGGUCUUUGGCGACACCAACGUGACCGACUUGAGUUUUGCCUUGGUGAACCACUCCGAUUCCGCUUUCGGUGUCUUGGGUAUCGGUCUUCCUGGCUUGGAGUCCACAUACACGGGUCUCAAAGUCUCGGGAACCCCAUACCAGUACGAGAACUUGCCCAUGAGAUUGGCCCGCCAGGGUCUCAUCAAGAAGAACGUGUACUCGCUUUAUCUCAACUCGCCUAAAUCCAACACGGGCUCGAUUUUAUUUGGUGCCAUUGAUAAAGCCAAAUACCUGGGCCAGUUGGAGACCGUGCCCAUUGUCAACGUUUACGAGGACACUUACAAAGACCCUAUCCGUUUGGACGUCACCAUGAGUGGCCUUUCAUUCCAGAGCUCCAGCCAGAACGAGUCCAUCACCUCCAACAGCUACCCUGCGUUGUUGGAUUCGGGUACCACCCUUACAUACCUCCCCAGCGACCUUUUGAAGAGAGUCACGUCGUUGUUCUCGGCAAAGUACUCGUCGUCGUACGGAUACUACCAGUUGAGCUGUGACUUCAACACCGACAACGCCCACAUUGUCUUCAACUUCAGCGGUGUCAAGAUCAAGGUUCCUGUGUCUGAGUUCGUCAUCACCGCCGGCAGAAACCAGUGUUUCUUGGGUGUCAUGGAGCAGUCGUCGCAGGUUGCUGGUACCGACUAUGCUGUUUUGGGAGGCAACUUCUUGAGAAGCGCCUACGUUGUCUACGACUUGGACGACUUCACCAUCAGUAUGGCGCAGGCCAACUACUCCGAUAAUGAGGACAUUGAGGUUGUGGAGUCGUCGAUUCCCGACUCUGUGAGCGCCGCCAGUGCCAGCGUUUCGCCCGCUUUUGGAAGCUCAUCAGGCAGCGACUCUGACUCUUCGGUCAGUGCGCUCAACUCUGGCAACAUGAGAAAAUCCAAGGCAUCCAGUGCUCACUUGAGCUGGCCAUUGGUAGCAAUGGUGGCUGGUGUGAGUGCGUUUGCAUUGGUUUAG
Messenger RNA from Candidozyma duobushaemuli, 1782 nucleotides. RefSeq names its product pepsin-like aspartic protease. Gene Ontology annotation, biological process: proteolysis. The record is from RefSeq and is a predicted model, not a curated record. Gene Ontology annotation, molecular function: aspartic-type endopeptidase activity. Lineage: Eukaryota; Fungi; Ascomycota; Pichiomycetes; Serinales; Metschnikowiaceae. The transcript has a single exon. Bases 1 to 1782 code for a protein of 593 amino acids.